CGUCUGGGAGUCAGCAUCGUUUGGUAUACCAAGAAGAGAUCCAUCAGCCCACCAUCAACGAUUUCACCUACCUUAUCAGCUAGUCAGCGACAGACACCCACUCCAAUUUAUAUAGAUAGGCAAAUCGUCCACCUACCCACACUCUCUGCUACCCAUUUUCCCACCAUUCCCAUUUCUUGAUUGAUAUCUUCUGAUAAAACCAAGAAGCAAGGUCUUUUUUUUUUGCCCAGAACCCACGAAGAAUAUGGAUUUCUUAGAGUCACUGGAUCCCCAGAUCCUUGUGGGUGCGGCUGUGGCUGUUGUUGUUAUUGCGGCUGCUGCUUAUCUCUUCUCCUCCAAGAAGCCCAAAGUUUGCUUAGAUCCGGAGAAUUUCAAGGACUUCAAACUUGUCAAGCGCACACAGCUGAGCCACAAUGUGGCAAAGUUUAAAUUUGAACUUCCAACACCUACUGCAGUUUUAGGCCUUCCAAUUGGACAGCACAUAAGUUGCAGGGGCAAGGAUGGGCAAGGAGAAGAGAUUAUCAAACCAUAUACCCCAACUACCUUGGAUUCUGAUGUUGGAUAUUUUGAAUUGGUUAUAAAGAUGUAUCCUCAAGGAAGAAUGUCACAUCAUUUCCGGGAGAUGCGCGUUGGAGAUCAUCUUGCUGUCAAGGGACCGAAGGGGCGUUUCAAGUAUCAACCUGGCCAAGUUAGAGCAUUUGGGAUGCUUGCUGGAGGGUCUGGAAUCACUCCAAUGUUCCAGGUUGCAAGGGCAAUAUUAGAAAACCCAAAAGACAAAACGAAGGUGCACUUGAUCUAUGCCAAUGUGACAUAUGAAGACAUUCUUGUAAAGGAAGAGUUGGAUGGCCUUGCUAGUAACUACCCUGAUCGCUUCAAUAUUUACUACGUCUUGAAUCAGCCUCCGGAAGUAUGGGAUGGUGGUGUUGGCUUUGUCUCAAAGGAAAUGAUUCAAGAGCACUUGCCUGCCCCAGCGCAUGAUAUUCAGAUUCUGAGAUGUGGUCCACCCCCGAUGAACAAGGCCAUGGCUGCUCACCUUGAAGCACUCGGAUAUGCACCGGAGAUGCAGUUCCAGUUCUGAUCCUUCCGUAUGGUCUUCUACAAACGAUGUAAUCAGAGCUUUCGCGGGUUGAGCAAAGGAGUUCCAGUCGUUGGAACAAGUGAAUUUAGCACAUUCUUUGCUUUAAAGUGGAAUGGAACUUUUUACACGGCAAAUGUACUUGUUAAGUGGAUUUCUUAGGUUCAAGAACGGAUGUUGGAUCUUGUUUCUGAUGGUUUGGGAUCGGAAUUUUGGAUUAAUCCUGGGAAUAAAUUCACUUUACUACAAAUUAUAAACAA
This is a messenger RNA of Malus domestica (apple), 1335 nucleotides long. Its product is annotated as NADH--cytochrome b5 reductase 1. NCBI's taxonomy places the organism in Eukaryota, Viridiplantae, Streptophyta, Magnoliopsida, Rosales, Rosaceae. Gene Ontology annotation, molecular function: cytochrome-b5 reductase activity, acting on NAD(P)H. Gene Ontology annotation, biological process: electron transport chain. The record is from RefSeq and is a predicted model, not a curated record.